AUGUUACCUUCGAAGACGGUUCGUAUAGCAGCACCAUUGGCCGCUCAAUGCAGAAUCUCGUUGUGUGUGCGAUACAAUGCUUCGACAGCAAAAGGUGGAAAGAAGAGUGGAAAGCCGAAGGAAUCGACGUCAUUUGCGAUGAAUUUAUUCCGUGGUCGAGCGGUGCUCUCGAAC
Molecule: messenger RNA, 174 nt
Organism: Anisakis simplex (herring worm)
Lineage: Eukaryota; Metazoa; Nematoda; Chromadorea; Rhabditida; Anisakidae
Source: the annotation of a GenBank genome assembly